CUCUGUGCUGGGCUCGUCCUUGUCUCUGUGCUGCGCUCGUCCUCGUCUCUGUGCUGGGCUCGUCCUCGUCUCUGUGCUGGGCUCCUGUUCAUUUCUUUGCUUGGCUCGUCCUCGUCUCUGUGCUGGGCUCCUGUUCAUUUCUUUGCUUGGCUCGUCCUCGUCUCUGUGCUUGGCUCGUCCUCGUCUCUGUGCUUGGCUCGUCCUCGUCUCUGUGCUGGGCUCGUCCUCGUCUCUGUGCUGGGCUCCUCCUCGUCUCUGUGCUAGGCUCGUCCUCGUCUCUGUGCUGAGCUCCUCCUUCUCUCUGCAAGUAGGACAAACAGGUUUGAUUGGCUUUCAGAGAACACUUUCGGUUUCAUUCCUUCCUGGUUUCCAGCCAUGGCGUCUGUGAGAGACGAGCUGAACUGCUCCAUCUGCCUAGAGAUGUACACAGACCCCGUCACGCUGCCUUGUGGACACAACUUCUGCCGCGCUUGUACGCAUCAUUACCUGAACACGCAGGCGUUCGGAAUUCACCGCUGCCCUGAGUGCAGGUCACCAUUCCAGGACCUCUCCACCCUGCAGAAGAACGUCACUCUGUGCAAUGUGGUGAUGCAUUUCAGAUCCAUCCAAGGAAACGAGGUGGCGGGGGUCUCCUGUACAUACUGUAUCCGCUCCUCUGUCCCCGCCAUCAAAUCCUGUCUGCACUGCGAGGCGUCUCUGUGCGCCGAUCACCUGCAUGUCCACAGCACGGCGCCAGAACACGUCUUAUCGGCGCCCAGGACUUCCCUGGAGAACAGGAAAUGUUGGGAUCAUAAGGAAAUCCUGAAGUAUUACUGCCGGCAGGACUCCGUCUGUAUCUGCGUAUCCUGCCGGCUGGACGGGGACCACCAGGGCCACCAAGUGGAGUCGCUGGAUGACGCCUCCGAGAAGAAGAAGGAGAAACUUCGAGACGUCCUACAGAAACUGACUUGUGAGAAAGAGGAGAACGAGAAGAAGAUCCACAAACUGUGGGAACACCGGAGGGUCAUCAGGGAGCAGCAGGCCUUGAUGGUGAUCUCCGACUUGAUCCGGCAGCUGGAAUUGAAGAAGGUGGAUCUCACCGGGAAGAUAGGCCACGUGGCAGAGUUGUGCAUCGAGACCGACGCUCUAACCAUCUUACUGGAUCGCGAUUCGUACAUUUGGGGUAACGGCAAUGGAGACAAUGAUGCUGUAGAAGAUCUGUAUCAAGGUCUGAUCUCCGAGACUCCAGACACCGAGAGAGAUGAUGUCCCUGAAGACACGGACAUGACAUUCGACCUGGAAACGGCUGCCAAUAAUGUUCGUGUGUCUCCGGACUUGAAGACCUUGACGUGGUCAGCGGCUUACCAGAAUCGCCCGGAAACUCCGGCAAGGUUCCAGUAUAAUCAGGUUUUGAGCUCCCGGAGUUUCUCUUCGGGGCAGCACUCUUGGGAUGUGGAGACCAGUGAAUCCGGGGACUGGAGAAUCGGGGGGGCCUAUGGAAGUGUGGACAGACGAGGCGUUCAGUCCUACGUGGGGGACAGCAGCAAAUCCUGGUGUUUACGGAAACUCUACAAUAACCAAUAUUCUGUGAUGCACGAUGGUAAAGUUACCACAACGCCCCACCGCUUCUCCUCGAAUAAAUUCAGGAUCUGUCUGGAUUACGAGGCCGGGCAGAUCUCCUUUUAUGAGCUGAGCGACCCAAUCAGACACCUCCACACCUUCGCCACCACCUUCACCGAGCCCCUCCAUGCUGUAUUCGGGGUUGGGUACUGGCUGUGCAAUGACGGUUGCUGGUUGAGGGUCGUAAUAUAGAAACGUAGACCUUUGUUCUAUUAAUGCAAAGAGCAGAAACCCAACGCCACCAUCCUUGUGCUUCCAUUAGUGCCUUGUAAAAUUAAAUUUGAACCCAAGGGGGGGCGCCUGCUAAGUGUAGCAUAAGCCAGGGUUUGACAAAUUUGCUUGGAAUCUAGGAGCCAGCUAAAUAAGUUAGGAGCCAGAAAACGCGCCCCGU
Messenger RNA from Rana temporaria (common frog), 1990 nucleotides. Its product is annotated as E3 ubiquitin/ISG15 ligase TRIM25-like. The coding region runs from base 376 to 1791 and encodes 471 amino acids. The transcript has a single exon. Gene Ontology annotation, molecular function: protein binding; zinc ion binding. NCBI's taxonomy places the organism in Eukaryota, Metazoa, Chordata, Amphibia, Anura, Ranidae. The record is from RefSeq and is a predicted model, not a curated record.